GCUCGGCUUGCUUUAUCUCGCGUAUGAAUUUGGAGCCACCAUGGCGGCGAACCGCUCGUGUUUCAUGACAGAAGUUCUGACAAGUAGGGAGACCACGAUCACAAGUGGAUAAGAUAACAGAAGGUCAAGAUGGUGCGGGUGGUGUUUCUGCAUCCAGACCUCGGCAUAGGCGGAGCGGAGCGUCUGGUUGUCGACGCUGCCGUGGCCCUCAAGUCGGAGGGAUGUAAUGUCCAGAUCUGGACCGCCCACUAUGACCCGACCCAUUGUUUCUCCGAGACCCUUGACUCAGACCUACCUGUGGUAUGUGUGGGUGACUGGCUGCCCACCAGUGUCUUAGGUUACUUCCAUGCGGUGUGUGCUUACCUGAGGAUGAUCUACGUGGCUCUCUAUUUGGUUUUCUUCAGCGGGCUGGAGUAUGAUGUAGUUUUCUGUGAUCAAGUGUCAGUGUGUAUUCCAGUGUUGAGGCUAUCCCGUCACAGAAAGAAGGUCUUAUUCUACUGUCACUUCCCAGAUCAGCUGCUAACUCAAAGGAAAUCAGCCCUCAAGAAGCUUUACCGUGCUCCCAUUGACUUCCUGGAAGAGCGAACCACUGGCAUGGCUGACUUGAUUCUGGUAAACAGCCAGUUCACCGCAGGAGUCUUCAGGGAGACCUUUCAGAGUCUCAAAGGGGUCCAGACAGACGUCCUCUAUCCCUCGCUCAACACGCGCACGUUUGACCAGCCGCCCACUGAAUCGGAAAGCCUGUGGGGGCUGCUUCCCGAGGGAACCUCCCACCUGUUCCUCUCGCUCAACCGAUACGAGCGAAAGAAGAACUUGGGUCUGGCCCUGCGAGCCCUAGCCGAGCUGAGGCGCGUGCUUCCUCCGGGCCGGAGAGCAGGCGUCCACCUGGUGGUGGCGGGGGGCUACGACGAGCGAGUGGGCGAGAACUUGGAGCACUACGCCGAGCUGAAAGAGCUGGCAUCGCAACUCCACUUGGAGGACUGUGUGACUUUCUUACGCUCCCCCUCGGACUCGGUCAAGGUGGCGCUGCUGCGGGGCAGCCACGCGACGCUCUACACGCCCAGCGGGGAGCAUUUUGGGAUCGUUCCCGUCGAGGCCAUGUACUGCUGCUGCCCCGUUAUCGCCGUCAACUCCGGGGGGCCCCUGGAGAGCGUGGCGGACGGCGAGACGGGCUUCCUGUGCGAGGCCACGGCGGAGGCCUUCUCCAAGGCCAUGGAGAGGCUGGUUGCGGAGCCGCAGCUCCGCAGGGACAUGGGACAAGCUGGCAGGAAGAGGGUGCAAGAUAAGUUCUCUCUCCAGGCCUUCUCGCAGCAGCUGUACGGAUAUGUUGUCGGCCUUAGCCAGUGACAUAUUUUUUUUUUUGGGUGCGCCUGACUGUGGUGAGGUAUGAGGCGGUUGCUGUAAGAGGACAAUUAAUCAGUGUUGCUGAGGAAAAGCCUUUGAUACCAAUUAUGAAGAAGAUCAAAUGCGUACAUGUCGCAGCGUGGCAACCAAAAGUAUUGAUUGAUACAGUGAAAUGUUUCUAACCCCUUUUUUGGGCCUGUCUUUAUUAGCGGAGGAACGCAGUUAUCAUCAGGCACGCCACGCGGUCCUAAAUCAAUAAACGGGAUGUUUCCCCUCCA
This is a messenger RNA of Syngnathus acus (greater pipefish), 1622 nucleotides long. It is a transcript of the gene alg2, whose product is annotated as ALG2 alpha-1,3/1,6-mannosyltransferase. Bases 130 to 1347 code for a protein of 405 amino acids. The record is from RefSeq and is a predicted model, not a curated record. NCBI's taxonomy places the organism in Eukaryota, Metazoa, Chordata, Actinopteri, Syngnathiformes, Syngnathidae. The transcript has 5 exons. Gene Ontology annotation, molecular function: GDP-Man:Man(1)GlcNAc(2)-PP-Dol alpha-1,3-mannosyltransferase activity; alpha-1,3-mannosyltransferase activity.